CUUUUUAAUUGUGAAAUUAGACGAUAAGUGAAAUAGUGGAUUUUUCGAAAUGCCCUAUCCUUCCUCGCCUUUCGCGGAGAAUAUAAAUGGUUUAAUUUUGGAAAAUCAAUCCAAGCAUAAAACGAAUAACGAAAACGAAAAGAUUCAAAAUGAACUGUACUUGAAGGAAUUGUUGGGGUGGCUUUGCACAUCUCCGCAACUUACAUCGAUUAGGGUUAACAAGAGCGCUUUUAAACUCGAAGAUAUACGAAAAUUGGUGGAAAAGAUUGUCGACAAGGGAAAAGUAGAAGUUCACCCUAAUUUCCCCGACCUUCUUCUGCUGCAUCACCCUGAUAAGGCCUCGUGCCCCCACUUGGUAAAGGAAUCGAAUGAAGUUGUGGUGGACGUAAACGGUGCCACUGCAAUUUUACGUGGUGCCCAUGUAUUCGCGCCUGGAGUAAUUGGUAUGCUGCAAGGGGCCAAAGUAAACGACAGAGUUAGUAUAUUUGCAGACAUCGAGGGGAAAUGUAAGAAGGGUUUCGCCACGGUAUACCAAUCACCUGGGAAAUUGUUCAUUGCAAAUGGUACAAUUAAAAUGAAUAGAGAGCAAUUAUUUGGGUUAAAUUUGGUACCCUCGGGAAUCGCAAUCGAAGUCACCGAGAGAAUUUCUCAUUGCCCGAGUAUAAACGAAUCUCUGUUCCCAGUGGGUUCCACGCUCUUACAAAACAUACCCUCAGUUAUAUGCGUUCACGCUUUGAAAGUACGACCGGAAUUAACGAUUUUAGACAUGUGCGCCGCACCUGGCAAUAAAACAACACACAUAUCAACUUUAAUGCAACAUAAAGGAAUUUUAGUGGCGGUGGAUAAAACACCCUCCAAGGUAAAGCGACUAGAAGAAACGUGCAGGAGGUACGGUGCUAACGCGUUAGUUUUCCAAGCGGAUGCCACGAAGAUUUUAGUGACUGAUGGGCAUGACGCAGAUGUUUCGAGAGGGCCUCCAUUUCAAACUGAAACUUUUGACAGAAUCCUGCUGGAUGUCCCAUGUAGUGCUUUAGGUAAACGGCCGCAAUUGUCGAGUCGUGUGACGGAGGCGGUCCUGAAAUCGUACGUUCCUCUUCAGCGCAAACUAUUUCAUACGGCUGUUCCCUUGCUGAAAAAGGACGGCUACUUGGUGUACAGUACUUGCACGAUUACCUUGGCGGAAAACGAAGCAAUGGUCGCGUGGGCAUUAAGGACAUUCGGAGAUUUACGAUUAGUAAAACCUGAUCCUACCUUAGGCGGACCAGGCCUCUUUGGAACCACUCUCUCCGAAACCGAACGUUUGUAUGUACAGCGAUUUGGGCCAAAUAAUGUAGAUUCGGUUGGUUUUUUUUAUGCGCUCUUUAUUAAAGUAUAGAAC
This is a messenger RNA of Photinus pyralis (common eastern firefly), 1378 nucleotides long. Its product is annotated as putative methyltransferase NSUN6. The record is from RefSeq and is a predicted model, not a curated record. Bases 50 to 1375 code for a protein of 441 amino acids. Gene Ontology annotation, molecular function: methyltransferase activity; RNA binding. Gene Ontology annotation, biological process: RNA methylation. The transcript has 7 exons. NCBI's taxonomy places the organism in Eukaryota, Metazoa, Arthropoda, Insecta, Coleoptera, Lampyridae.